AUUAUAUGGGCUCCCUGUGGUUGAUCACGAGCAAAAAUCUAAAGAUUUCAGAAAUUUUGAAAAAAACGCAUACUUCGUGUGGUAAUAAACUAAAAAUAGCCACUCGGAACCAGGUCUCUAGACCUGCUACAUUGUCACAUUGUCAUAACUGCCCUCGGGAUGUUUACGUAAUUCCAUUCGCUUUUGGUAUUUAUUAACUUGCCCUCUUCAACCUUAUUUAUCAGCACAGGGCCACUAUCUGCCUCAACAUUGCAUCGUCACGAAAAACCCCUGUCACAUUCAUUACAAAGCCUACUUCAUUUCUAUCAUGCCUGUCACAACAGUGUCUCCACAGAACAGAGCUCUCCUGUCGCCGUUCUAAAGCACGGAAGUGUUCUCUACCGCGAGUAUACGCACUUCUGGACGUUUCUCCUACAUAUUUCGAUUUACAAGCGUGGCAAACCAACUCAUAUGUAAUACCCGUACUUCGGCAUGAUCCCUUCCCGUCAGUCAGGCAAAGAAGGCAGUCAGCAUUGGUGCAUCGCGCGCCUCUGUUUGGAGGGGUCUGAUCUUUGGAGCAUGGCUUUAUGUCAACAUGAAGUUUGAAAUAUAGCAGAAAAAAUAAUUUAUUUUACAGUUGUACGACUACCGAGCUUCUUCAAAUGGAAUUUAGCUUUAAAAAACAUGUUUACUGUUUUUUUACACACCUAUAUUAUGCAUAAUCGACCCAAUCAGAAAAUCGUAAACUGCGUAGCCAGGUUCGUAAAGGAGGAGAUAUGGGAUCGCAGAGGAGAAGAAUGGGAUCGAAAAAAAAUCACCUUCCCUCCCCGUCAUGCUCUAUUAGCGACGAAUGAUUCUCCUCCGUUCCCCCUGACAACUAAAACAAAGGAUAGCAAAACAAACCAUAGACAAAACAAAUGAAAAGAGCAACCCCUGGUAACAGUUAGAUACAUACAAAUAUCAGCAGUAUUAUCUAUUGCAAUUAAAGUAAGAGAUAUGUUGCCUUUUGUAUUGAAAUACCGUGCGCAUUGCAAUUGAGUAGCGAGAUCGAUUUAGCGUCGUUAAAUAUAUGAAUUUACACAGUAUACUAGAUCGAAGAGUACUCCUCCAUCCUCUUUUAUCAGUUUUACUAGUGUCACCCUUAAAUAAAGCUGUGGAUGGAGAUCGAGCAAUCAUCUUUUUUUUCUCUUAAAUACGACAGCUAUUCUGGGGCGGUAUGCACUUGCUAGACCUAACGCUUGUUUUCAUCAGCAUAUCCAGACUCGACCCUAAGCUUCGCUUCCAAGGCGCAUACUGGUGAAUUUACUUGGUGCGUAUAUUCUUAAAACACUGAAAUCAAACGAAUACGCGUAUCAGUAGAAAAUAUUCAUGAAAACUUUAGUGCAAAACGAAGCUUUUGGCGUGAAUUGUCAUUAAAUGAGACCAUCUUGCCUAAAAGCAAUAUGUGCAUAAAUAACAUAAGAAAAAACUAUAAUGCCCACAACUUCAGCAUCGGAUGCGUGGGUAUUCGAUAAAUAACUGUGCGUAGUAAAAGAUAAGCUCGGUAGUUGUUUGCGGGCAGAUAUCAGCUUAUUACUGAAACCAAUAAAUUAUCAGCAUAACAUAGCAUCGCUCAAUCUUUGCAACUGGCCUAGCUGCUGAUAUCAAGGCAGCAUGCUCGGUACAAUCAUUGUCGUUUUUGUCUUUUUUCUUCCCUGCUCCCUUGCUGCUGGCCAUGAAGUACUAUGGAAAUAUGGAAACACAGUUCACGGUGGACACCAGACAGUUUAUGGCCCACAAGACUGGGUCCAAGUCUCACGUCACUGUGUAGAGAAAGCCCAGUCUCCCGUCAACAUCGAUACUGUCCACAGGAACAGUUUUCAAAAAUUAACAUUUCUAAAAGGCUUCAGUUUCAAAGUUGGAAACAUGUGGAGAGGUCUGAGAGGCAGAUUAUUCAACAAUGGUCAUGCACCUACCAUUAAAAUUGAGGCCGGUUUUGGUCUACUCUCCGGGGGUCCCUGGGGAAGCGACCUCUAUAGGCUUGCACAGCUUCAUUUCCACUUCGGUUGUAAGUCCAGCCCAAAAGGUUCAGAGCAUACUCUUGAUGGUAUACCAUUCUCGGGUGAACUUCAUUUGGUGUUUUAUAACCUAAAGUACGCUGACUUUAACGCUGCAGCUGACAAGUCAGAUGGUUUGACUGUAAUCGCCGCCUUUCUGGAGGAAAAUCGUUUAGACGUAUCCAAUCCUGAACUUGAGAAAAUAGCGCAUUUGAUGAGGAACAUGGCCAGAGGCGACCGAGAGGAAAACGAAAGGACUUUACUGGAGCCAAAUCUGUACUCUCUGGUGCCACAGCUUACUGAUCUGUCCAUGACACCGUUUUUCUCGUACAAGGGAUCUUUGACCACCCCUCCCUGUUAUCAGUCCGUUAACUGGAUCGUGCUCGGUCAGUUCAUCCCGGCCAAUACCUACGUGAUGGACAUCAUGAGAAGUCUGCGAAAUCACGACGGACACCCCUUGUGCAACGGUUUCAGGCCCCCUCAAGCGCUGAAUGGCCGAGUAAUUCGCGGAUACGUGGGAUAUUGUUCGGGGGCGCAACGCAAGCUGCUCGAUUCACUCCUCAUCAUGUUUACAUCUUUUCUUUCCUGUUUCGCUGCUGUUAGUCAAGGAACACGAUGGAAAUAUGGAGAAACAGUUCACAAUGGACACCAGACGGUUUUUGGCUCUCAAGACUGGAUAAAUGGCUCACGUGACUGUGGAGGGAGUGCCCAGUCACCCAUCAACACUGAUACCGCCAUUGAAAAAUCUUUUCAAAGAUCUACAUACCUGAGAGAGUUCAGCAUAGAUUUUGACAACUUGUUUGGAAUUCUGAGCGGCCGCUUAGUCAAGAAAGGUCAUUCAUUUUCCAUUAAAAUUGAGUCUGGUUCCGCUUUACUCUCUGGAGGUCCCUGGGGAAGCAACCAUUACAAACUCGCACAACUUCAUUUCCACUUUGGUUGUAAUUCUAGCCCGGGAGGUUCAGAGCAUACUUUAAAAGGUGUAUCAUACUCUGGUGAGCUUUAUUUGGUGUUUUAUAACACAAAGUACGCUAACUUUCAAUCUGCCGCUGAGAAAUCAAAUGGUCUGACUGUCAUUGGGGUCUCCCUCAAGGUAUAUAUUUUGGGGAUAUUAAACCUUGAACUAAAUAAGCUGGCAAGUGCGAUUGAGAAGGUGGCCGAGAAAGAUGGAAACGAAGGGAUCCCACUGGACUUAAACCUCUACCUUCUGGUACCACAGCUGAAAGAUCUGACCAUGACAUCAUUUUACUCGUACAAAGGAACUCUGACAACGCCUCCCUGUGAUCAGUCUGUGAACUGGAUCGUGCUAAGUCAGUUCAUCCCUGUUAGUACUUACAUGAUGGAUGUCAUGAGGAGUCUGCGCGAUCAAAAUGGACUCCCUGUAUGCAGCAACGCCAGGCCCACUCAACCUUUAAAUGGCCGCGUGGUUGACAGGUACAUGGGAUAGGUUUUCACCUGAUGAUAGAAACCGUUCUGACCGUUUGUUAAGACAAUUUUAUGCUUAUAAACUAAAAUGCUUGGCUGAUAUUUUUUUUUCUCUGUCGGAACUCAAUGUCGUAUAUAAAUUACUAGAGACUUUACUCUAUAUGGCAGUGCCUCUUUUUCUAUAGUUUUUCUCUCUCCACGUGUGCAGGCGGGCGUCGGAGAGAAGGAUAAUUACUGCAGGAAUGAAAAAGAUGUUUUUACGAGUAAAACAAGCAUACACGACAGAAACAGCCAGUCUUUAGUAAUUUUACUCCCCUUAUGCUUUGCCUUAUUACCCAGUGUCCGACAGAAAACCUAUUAGAGUUUUGAACAAAUAAUAAGUAGAGUACAUGUCAAUGUCUGUAACCUCUUACGAGAGACUUUACUCUGUAAAGCUACUUUUUUUUAACAGUUUUACUCUCUCCUCGUGCGCUGGCGUGCGUUGGAGUAAAGAAUAAUUAUCGAAGGUGAAGGAAUGAAAAAGACUCUAUCCCGCGUCAACAAACAAAUAACUCUCCACGUACGCAGGCGUGUGUAGGAGAGAAGAAUAAUUACGGCAGGAAUGAAAAAGACGUUAUCAUAAGUAAAACAAAAAAUCUAUUAUGCACGACAGAAACGGCCAGCCUUUAGUAAUUUUAUUGCUAUUUUGCUUUGCCUCGUUACCUACUUUAUGACAGAAAAUUUAUCAGAGUUUUAAACAAAUGAUAAGUAAAGUAAAUGUGAAUGUGUGUACCCGGCCAUUCACGAGAGAUUUUACUCUGAAAGGCAGAGGUUAUUUUUUACAGCUUUACUUUCCCUUGUGCGCUGGCGUGAAUCAUAUAAUAUUACCGUAGGAAUGAAAAAGAUGUUAUCAUAAGGAAACAGAAAAUCAUCUUUGCACGACAGAAACUGCCAGCCUUCUGUAAUAUCAUGGCCAUUAUGCUUUUCCUCGUUAACCAGUGCGUGACAGAAAACGUAUUAGAGUUUUGAACAAAUAUAAGUAAAGUACAUGUAAGACAGUGGUUCUUUUUUGCAGUUUUCAGUCUCUCCUCGUGCGCUGGCGUACGUUUGAGUAGAGAAUAGUUACUGCAGGAACGAAAAAGACUCCAUCACACGUAAACAAACAAAUAACUAUGGAUGAUAGAAACGGCCAACCUUUCAGUAAUUGUCAUUUGCUUUGCUUCAUUUACCAAUGUGUG
Stylophora pistillata is the source of this 4654-nucleotide messenger RNA. Its product is annotated as carbonic anhydrase 1. Gene Ontology annotation, biological process: one-carbon metabolic process. Gene Ontology annotation, molecular function: carbonate dehydratase activity; zinc ion binding. NCBI's taxonomy places the organism in Eukaryota, Metazoa, Cnidaria, Anthozoa, Scleractinia, Pocilloporidae. The record is from RefSeq and is a predicted model, not a curated record.